Eublepharis macularius is the source of this 2049-nucleotide messenger RNA. Its product is annotated as zinc finger and SCAN domain-containing protein 31-like. The transcript is spliced from 4 exons. The record is from RefSeq and is a predicted model, not a curated record. Gene Ontology annotation, biological process: regulation of transcription by RNA polymerase II. Gene Ontology annotation, molecular function: RNA polymerase II cis-regulatory region sequence-specific DNA binding; DNA-binding transcription factor activity, RNA polymerase II-specific. Bases 262 to 1950 code for a protein of 562 amino acids. Lineage: Eukaryota; Metazoa; Chordata; Lepidosauria; Squamata; Eublepharidae.
GGAGGAGGAGCCUGAGUUUGCUCUAGGCCGUUCCCCCCACCCCUUAGGCCAUGCUUGGUGUUUUGCAUUGCUAAGCUUGCGGCAAGAGAAGAACAGCCUCUUGCAAACUGGGAACUUAUUGCCUACCUUUUGGUAUUGGAUGAGACAACCUCUAAUGUAAGCCCCUUGCGCUGACUGAAAGUUCAAGGGUGCUGCCCAAAACGUUGGCGUCUCCCCUCAAAGAGGUUCAACACGAAGGAGGGAACAGCACUAGGUCUAGAAAUGGAGGAGCAGGUCAUAGCCGGCUCCAAAUUGUGGGAUGGGAUGCAUGGACAGGGGAAAAAAGGCCCGCAGAUGGUGCAUUUUGGAAGCAUUGGGACCUUUCUGAGCAAAGGGCCCUCACCGCAGGUUAAACGAGAGCCAGAAGAGGGGCUGCAGCAGCACUGGGAAGACCAGUGGCAGGAAUUCCUCAAGAGUGUGCAGGUCCCUGACUCAGGACCGCUGCCUCAGCCUGCCUCAGGGAGUGACUCAAAGGAUUUCCAGGCCUCCUUCAAAGGAACUGCUGAUGCCCCCCAGAGUUCAAGAGGAGGAUGGGUGACCCAAACCCAGCUAGGCCUUGGCAGAGAAGGCCACAAGGUCUACCGGAGCUUAGACUCCUUUGCGAAAGUGAAGGAUGAGAUUCUGAACGAAGAUAUCGUCUGCCUGGAGAUGCGGCGCCAGCAGUUCCGGCAGUUCUGCUACCAGGAAGCCAAAGGGCCCCGGGAGGUUUGUGACAAACUCCGGGAGCUUUGCCAUCAAUGGCUGAAGCCGGAGAGGCGCACCAAAGAGCAGAUCCUGGAGCAGCUGAUCCUGGAGCAGUUUCUGAUCAUCUUGCCCCUGGAAAUGCAGAGCUGGGUCCGGGAGAGCAGUCCGGAGAACUGUGCCCAGGCUGUGGCCCUUGCAGAGGACUUCCUGAUGGGCCGGCGAGACAGCAAGAGAUGGGGGUCACAGGGGCCUGUGCCUUUCACAGAGGUGGCUGUGAAUUCAUCCAAAGGAGGCCAAGUUCUGUCAGAUGCUCGGAACCAGCAGCUUUGCAGAGUAGGCAAGCAGGAGUUGGGCAAAGAAGGACGUGCUCUGGACACUGGGUCAUCGGGAGAUUCUUUUCAGCCGAAAGAUUCUGAUCAAGUGGAACCGCAUGAUGCAUCCAUGCGAAUAGGCUUAGUUUUCCAACAUUGUGAGGAAAGAACAAUGCUCUUGGGGCAGCAAGGGGCAGCAACUAAGCAGGUGAAGGACACAGAAAAUAAGGCUUCCGAAGCUCUUCCCUCUUGGGAAGGUGACUUUCAUGACAAAGAAACCAAAAAUCACAGUGGCAAAGAACUAAAAACAAGCGCUAACAGUGAAGGAAGCUUCCGGCCAAGCACAGGCCUUCUUAAACAUGAAACAGUUCCCACGGAUGAGAAGCACUUCAGGUCCUCGGACUGCAAGGAAAUCUUCCCUCAUAGUUCCAGCCUCACUGCACAUGAGAGGACCCAUGCAGGGGACAGGCGGUUCAAGUGUUCCGAGUGCGGGAAGAGCUUCAAUCAGAAACGAUACCUCACAGGGCAUAAGCGAAUCCACAAGGGAGAGACCCCGUACAAAUGCUCGGACUGUGGGAGGAGCUUCAAUCGUAAGUGGAACCUCAUUGCCCACAAGAGGAUCCAUUCGGGGGAGAGCCCGUACAAGUGCACAGACUGUGGGAAGACAUUCAGUCAAAAGGGGAACCUCAUGACCCACGUGAGGAUCCACACAGGCGAGAAGCCUUACAAGUGCGCAGAGUGCGGUAAAAGAUUCAGUCAGCGGGCAGGCCUUACGUCACACAGGAAAAGCCAUAUAAAAAUCAACACUGUUGGAAAAGCUACCGUGGGCUAUCUGAUUUUCUUAAACCUAAGUGAAUCUGCACAAGAGGGGAGCCCUGUACAAGCUUCACAAGUGGAGACAAGUUUGCCUUCCUGAGCACAAUGUAUUUUACAUAUGAACAGAACAAUAAAUUGCAUAGGAGAUAACCCUUUAAAAAUUCUGAAUGUAAUAGAAACAGGGUAUGGUCACGUGUUA